Labrus bergylta (ballan wrasse) is the source of this 2917-nucleotide messenger RNA. RefSeq names its product death-associated protein kinase 2b (gene dapk2b). Gene Ontology annotation, molecular function: ATP binding; protein serine/threonine kinase activity. Gene Ontology annotation, biological process: intracellular signal transduction; protein phosphorylation; positive regulation of apoptotic process. Gene Ontology annotation, cellular component: nucleus; cytoplasm. NCBI's taxonomy places the organism in Eukaryota, Metazoa, Chordata, Actinopteri, Labriformes, Labridae. The record is from RefSeq and is a predicted model, not a curated record.
UGCUGCCAGAAGUGUCAGAAAACAACAGAGACGCCUAAAGGAGCAGUUUCUAUGUCCGAGCUGGAGACACAUGAGGAGAGCAGAGCGGCUGAAGGAGACGUGGCAACACAUGCAAGUUGAGAUCAUCAGAUCAGCGUCUGACAGAAGGGUUGGACUAGAAGAAAGCGAAGAGGACAGGCUGUGGUGGUGAAUAUCCAGGAGAUAAACUACAUCAAUGAAGACGCCUGGCAUGGCGGUGUUCAAGCAACAGAAUGUGGAGGAUUUCUAUGACAUUGGGGAACCUUUAGGAAGUGGGCAGUUUGCAAUCGUCAAACGCUGUAUAGAGAAGAGCACAGGCGUUGAAUACGCGGCAAAGUUCAUCAAGAAGCGGCAGAGUCGAGCCAGCAGACGUGGAGUAAAGAGAGAGGAGAUUGAGAGGGAGGUGGUCAUCCUGCAGCAGCUACAGCACCCCAACGUUGUAGAGCUGCAUGACGUGUUCGAGAACCGCCUGGAUGUGGUGCUUAUCCUUGAAUUGGUGUCCGGAGGAGAGCUGUUUGAUUUCUUGGCUCAGAAGGAGUCUCUUAGUGAAGAGGAGGCCACCCAGUUUAUCAAACAGAUCCUUAACGGAGUCCAGCACCUCCACUCCAAAAGAAUCAUACAUUUUGAUCUAAAGCCUGAAAACAUAAUGCUGCUGGACAAUAAUGUUCCUCUACCUCGUAUCAAGAUCAUAGACUUUGGACUAGCACGCAAAAUAGAAGCUGGGGAAGAUUUCAAAAACAUUUGUGGAACGCCUGAAUUUGUUGCUCCAGAGAUAGUCAACUAUGAGCAGCUGGGAUUGGAGGCAGACAUGUGGAGUAUUGGAGUCAUCACAUAUAUACUAUUGAGUGGCGCGUCACCGUUCCUCGGUGACACAAAGCAGGAAACCCUCGGUAACAUCUCGGCCGUGGACUACGAGUUUGACGAGGAGCUCUUUAGCAACACAAGCGAGCUAGCCAAGAGCUUCAUCAGAGAGCUCCUGGAGAAGGACACAAGAAAACGAAUGACUAUACAAGACGCCCUCAAUCAUCACUGGAUUAAGUCCUGCGGCCACAUAGAAGAGGAAAGCGCUGCUCCCGUGACGGAGAAGGAAGGAGAGCAGCUGAAGACGAGGCGUUUAAAGGAGUACACCAUCCAGUCCAACUCCAGUGUCCCCAAGAACAACACAUAUGCAAACUUUGAGCGUUUUGCCCGCGUAGUGGAGGAGGUCAGUCUGAUAAAGACAGGGCUGUCAGAGGUAACAGGAGCCAGACACACCAUACAGGGCGACAUAGAGGCACUACGCUCAAUCUACAGUUACAAGGAGGCCUGGUACAAUGAGGAGAGCGAGACCUCGAGGAAGCAGCUGUCCCAGGUUCGCUACGAGUUCUGUAAAGUGGAGGCCAUGAGGAUGCUGCUGCAGGAUGACAUGAAGGCAAUGGAUGCCAGUCUGGACAGCAUAAGUGGGAAGUACAGUCAGAGGCAGAAUCAGCUGGACGCUCUGAGACAGCAGUUGAACUCUGAGCUGCAGUGGCUGCAGGGGGUGAUGAGCUCUGUGCAUCCUGGUGGAGCCAAUGGCAGCAUUUGCAGCACCAGCCUGAAUACAGACAUGAGGCAGGCAUUAAAGGAGCUGCUGCAUCCGUCCUGCGGGAGGGAACUGUGCCCUGAGCAACCACUCACAGAGUCUGGCUGAGAAAAACAGAUGAAUUGUUUUACCUUGAAAUUUUUUUGGGUGUUUGGGUUCAGCACAUUUUGUUCAGCAAUGCCAACUUUUGAAUGUAUAGCUGUGUAUUCAUUACUUUUUUCUUUAUUUACAUAAUAAUAUAAGAAGUGGAUUUGAGGAGAUCUGCCUAUUAGCUAACACUAGCCUGUACCACUUUCAUGACUUAUCAAAGCUAUGGGCAACGGACAGUUAGCUUAGCUUGGCACAAGGACUUGAAACAACAGUAAACCAUAAGGACUGUCAUCACACCUAAUGGUACUAGUAAACACAUCUGGUCACCUUUUAACAGGCCAGCUGUUUCUCUCAGUGUCCAGGCCUAAGCUAAGCUAACUACCACCGGGCUGCAGUUUAAUAUUUUCAGACAGUAAUGAGAGUGUGUUGAUCUUCUUGUCUAACUCUGAGAAAUAGACAGAUAAAUGUAUUUUCUACUUUUCUUUAAGAAACUUGACCUACUGCACAAUAGUAGGAAUAUUCUUUAAUUGAAGUCGUAUUCAUGGACCAGUGUGCAGGAUUAAGUGGACUCUAUCUUUAAGGUUGCAGGUUAUAACCAACUGGAGUCUGCUUUUUUGUUUUUCUUGUGAUUAUUAAUUUAUGAAAACAUAUAUACAUCACUGUAUAUCUUGUGAUAUCUUCCACAUGUCCCUUUUCAGAUAAUAAUGAUCUGGUUUUUAAUGCACUGAAGUUGUUUGUUUAGCAGGUAAAGAAGCUUUUAUAUUAAUGUACUGUAAUGAUCCUGAGGUGGUACUGAAGCUGAGUCUAAAUAAUGAAUGUAUUUAAAGUGUCCCGGUCAGACAAAGACUGGAUGAAGCAGUAUUUCUUUGUAAUGGGCUGUUAAAUGAUUUCAUGUUUAUUUAUUGUUUCACUUGUUUUUUUAUUACAUUCUGUUUUACAAGACUAUUUUGUAAUGGUUAUCCAUUUGUGAAGUUACGGUUAGAUGUCUAUUUUCUUCAGACAAUUUGUCAUAGACUUGAAUGUGCACUUCUGCUAAAGGUUACAUUUAUUUAUUUUUUAAAAAAAGCUGCUUUUCUUUCUUUCUUGGAGAUGUUCUGUAAGCUGACAGGAAAACAAAACCUGUGAUAAGAUCACAUUUUAAAAUGUGUCAGCUCCUUUUCAGUGUGUUUAACAUUGCAACAGGAAGUCACCAAUGCACAAUUAUAACUGUUGUUUAAACACUGAAAUAAAUGUUCAUCAUUUAUUGUU